Ixodes scapularis (black-legged tick) is the source of this 1672-nucleotide messenger RNA. RefSeq names its product monocarboxylate transporter 5. Gene Ontology annotation, molecular function: monocarboxylic acid transmembrane transporter activity. The transcript has 4 exons. NCBI's taxonomy places the organism in Eukaryota, Metazoa, Arthropoda, Arachnida, Ixodida, Ixodidae. The coding region runs from base 45 to 1598 and encodes 517 amino acids. The record is from RefSeq and is a predicted model, not a curated record. Gene Ontology annotation, biological process: transmembrane transport.
AGUUCAAGGAUCGCUGAAGUUCAGGCGAGAGCGUACAGAAAAAAAUGGAUUCUACGAGAAGCUGGCUUGUGGCUGCGGGCUGCUGUUGGAUAAGCGUCUUCACCUUCUCUAUGAUUCGUUCAGCAGCCAUCCUCUACGUGGGAAUACUCGACACCUUCCACGUCACUAGGGAAGAGGCCUCCUGGCCAAUCAGCGUCGCGGGAUCCGUCUAUUUCAUGACAGCACUCGUCGGUGGCAUACUGGCGAGGUACAUCAAGAUCUGGAAGCUCACACUCGCAGGCUGCCUCAUAUGUUCUUCCGCUGUUUCCGUCUGCUACUUCGCCACGAGCAUCUGGUACCUUGCCGUUUUUCUAGGAUUCAUUCACGGUGCUGGUGUAGGCCUCCUUGCCCUUACGACUGUGGUCAUAAACCAGCACUUCGUCAAGUACCGAGCCGUGGCAUCCGGUUUAAACAUGGCCGGCUUCUCAAUCGGCGGACUCCUGUUCCCGCCUCUAACGCAGUUCUUCCUCGCCGAGUACGGUCUUCGCCCCAUGUUCCUUCUUUGCGGUGGCGUGAUAUUAAACGCUGCUGCUGGCGCCAUCCUUCAGCAGAUACCACCUUGUUCUGACAGGGCGUCAGCCGCCAGACAGCAAUGUCGCGAGGCAAAAGAAAAACCACCAGUCAUUAUGCUAGCAGGUGACGAAAAAAACCUGCUGUCGAAACAGCUGAGUCUCCUGGACUCGAGCAAGCACUGUAGAAGCCAAAACGAAGAUCCGGAGCUGGCGGCCACCACUUCAGGAACCGAGCUCAAGCAUGUCGAGGAUGGCUUCAAGAAACACGCCAUUGCAACGACAGAUGACCUAAAGGAGAUUAAUGACCGGCGCGUUUCGAACUACGAACACGGCUCGUUAUCUCAAAAGCCGGUUCGCCCGGAUCACGUGCCUCGUGAGUUCGUCGAAUCUCAGCGGAAAAGGUCGCUCCUCUCCUUCUGCGCCAAACCCAAAUUUUACACGCUAAUAUGCGCGGAGAUUACAAUCUUCUUUAAUAUGUCCAUAUUUAUAACCGUGAUUACCGACUACAGCGCGGACCGGGGCAUAACGAUCUGGGACGCGGUAUCUUUAAUUUCGUCUUACACUAUCGUCGACCUGUUGGCAAGACUCGGCACGGGUUGGGUGACGGACCACGGCUACUGCUCCAGGAACGCAUGGAUGGCUCUGAACUUCCUGCUCUGGGCGCUCGCCUACCUUCUGAUUCCCAUCUGGAGCUCGUACAUUGGUCAGGUCUUCUUAUCCGGAUUGGCCGGUUGGAGCAACGGCUGCACGCUGCCCCUCAUUCCAGUGUUGCUCACGGAGGUUGUAGACAUGGACCAAUAUAGUGUGGCUUUAGGGAUUGGAUCCUUUGUGGUAGGUCUGGCUGGGCUCACAAGACCCGCCUUCAUGGGAUACUACAGGGACAAAAUAGGGAACUACGACGGACUCUUCUUCUUGAUGGGAACAGUUACACUUGGAGUGUCCGUGUUGUGGACAUGCACCGCCGUCUUGGAGCAAAGGUCGGCCAGUCGCCGCGACGUUAAGAAGGCUACACAAGCUCUCAGGGCGCCUGAACGUGGUGAACUAUGACUUAUAGAUGCCAAUAAGAGAAACCGGUUUGUUGAUGCAGCUCUUGAACGUCUCGAUAAAAAUUCUAAAUCAAA